AUGGCGGACGGGGGCAGCCUACACAAUGUGCCCCUGGUGCUAGAUAACGGCAGCGGCACCAUUCGAGCAGGCUUCGCAGGCACGGAUCUCCCCGCCGCCUACUUUCCCUCAUAUGUUGGCCGACCCAAACAUGUUCGCGCUCUCGCGGGUGCGUUGGAGGGCGACGUCUUUAUUGGGCCCAAAGCGCAGGAACUACGAGGCCUCCUCAAAAUAAGAUAUCCACUGGAACAUGGCAUCGUUACGGAUUGGGACGAUAUGGAGAAGAUAUGGACGUAUGUCUAUGAACAGGAGCUGAAGACAUUGAGCGAGGAACACCCUGUCCUGCUUACAGAGCCACCCCUGAACCCGAGACAGAACCGCGACACAGCGGCGCAGAUCCUUUUCGAACAGUUCAACGUCCCUGCAAUCUACAUGUCAAUACAAGCCGUGUUGAGUCUGUAUGCAAGUGGCCGAACGACAGGCAUUGUGCUUGACAGUGGAGACGGUGUCACCCACGCGGUCCCGGUUUACGAAGGGUUCGCAAUCCCCAGCAGCAUACGCAGGAUCGAUGUGGCCGGCAGGGACAUCACCGAACACAUGCAGCUUCUUCUGAGAAAGAAUGGACAUGUGUUCCAUACCAGCGCGGAGAAAGAGAUCGUCCGCAUUAUGAAAGAGAAAACAGCGUACAUUGCCCUCGACCCCAGGAAAGAAGAGAAGGACUGGUCUCAGGGAAUAUGGAAGAACGAGAAGAGAGACGUUGAAUACGUCUUGCCAGACGGUCAGAAGAUCAAGAUCGGAGCAGAGCGAUUCCGAGCACCGGAGAUAGUGUUCGAGCCCGCGCUGAUCGGGCUGGAGUACGAGGGUGUCCACCAAAUGGUUGUUGACGCCAUCAAUCGGACAGAUAUGGACCUUCGCAAGAACCUUUUCGGAAACGUUGUCCUCAGCGGCGGAACAACUCUGUGUAAAGGGUUCCCGGACCGACUUCUGUAUGAGAUGCAAAGAUUGGCAGUCAAGGACAUGCGCAUCAAGAUCUAUGCACCUCCCGAGCGGAAGUACAGUACCUGGAUCGGUGGUAGCAUUCUCGCAGGGCUAAGCACAUUCCGAAAGAUGUGGGUCAGCAUAGACGACUGGCAUGAGAAUCCAGACAUCAUCCAUACCAAAUUCACGUGA
Messenger RNA from Cladophialophora yegresii CBS 114405, 1149 nucleotides. Its product is annotated as actin-like protein. The coding region runs from base 1 to 1149 and encodes 382 amino acids. The record is from RefSeq and is a predicted model, not a curated record. NCBI's taxonomy places the organism in Eukaryota, Fungi, Ascomycota, Eurotiomycetes, Chaetothyriales, Herpotrichiellaceae. The transcript has 2 exons.